Molecule: messenger RNA, 572 nt
Organism: Saccostrea echinata
Lineage: Eukaryota; Metazoa; Mollusca; Bivalvia; Ostreida; Ostreidae
Exons: 6
Coding region: 1-378 (125 amino acids)
Source: RefSeq, a predicted model, not a curated record
AUGAAAAGAGAAAGAUCUUGCGAGAGAAAGAGCAAGAAUGUGUCUAAGAGGCGCCGUGUAGAGGCCUCUUCAGAUGACAGUCGUCAGUGGUACGAGGUGAUGCUUGCUCUGGCGGCCAAAUCAGCUUGCAAGCAAGUCUUUACUUCUGCUGUUCACGAAUGGAAAGAUCAUAUUCGAGAUUGGUGUGAAUUGACCCAUGCCAUCAACAAGUCUGAGGAGCGUAGGGAGUUACCUACCAUACCUCAACCUACACAUCAGAUUGAGUGGUUGGCUAGAGUCAAUUUUAAGCACAGAUCCAUGCGCCGUAGCCUACCAGAGCAGAGGCGUCCAAAAGUGUCUAGGAAACAAGACCUGAACUUGUCCUUUUGCGUUUACUAAGGAGGAGGCUGAUCUUGGAUAUGUCUGCAUGAGCACUAAUUGUCAGAGAAUGACCUUCACACGCAUCUCAGUACCACUGUGUGGAAUUUUGCAACACUACCACCACUACAAACAAAUUACAUCACCUUUAUGUGAUCAUGUCUUUGACUGUACUUAGUGUGAUAGGCAUGCCCUGCUAUGUAAUAAGUGCUUCC